This is a messenger RNA of Pocillopora verrucosa, 2387 nucleotides long. RefSeq names its product beta-1 adrenergic receptor-like. The record is from RefSeq and is a predicted model, not a curated record. Gene Ontology annotation, biological process: G protein-coupled receptor signaling pathway. Gene Ontology annotation, cellular component: plasma membrane. Gene Ontology annotation, molecular function: G protein-coupled receptor activity. Lineage: Eukaryota; Metazoa; Cnidaria; Anthozoa; Scleractinia; Pocilloporidae.
UAAGGUCAAAAAUUAGAUUCAAUAUCUUUUCGUGACUUUCAUGGAUGUUUUUAACCACAACUUGAGCUGAAAUCAAUCAUAAAUUCCAAAGAAAACAAAAGGGCUUCGUGAAAUAACUGACCCCAAGCGAAUAUCUGGCUUGCCAUUGAUUUACGACUUUUAUGCUUGAAUGCAACUCUCUGUGGGUUUAUUGUUUGAGAUGAUGGGCAAGACAAAAGCGUAUAAAUGACGUCUACAAAUAACUUACAUGCAAUAAAGAUAUCUGUCGGUACACAUUCACCUGCUGGGAAAAGAAUCUGAUGAACGGAGUACCGCUGGCGUGACUACCACUAUUCAUUUAACGAGAUAUUUGAAGGUACUGCAAGGAAGUGAUUCUAGUUUACGUGUGUUGAAAGAACGCUAGAGCCACGGUCCAAAAGAAUGUUAAGAAUUGAAUGAUUGAAAAGCUCAGUCUUUGGUUCAAGUUGAACUCUUUGUCAGACCCUAUACGAUUGCCAUCAGUUACUCAAGCGAGUCUUAGAAUUUGACAAAUGACUGUCAUAAUGCUCCACUCGAGACGCAGCGAUGUGAAUAUGUGAAGUGGGUUGUUUUGUUAGCUGCGUAGUAGUCGGAAAAAACUAAGUGAAGACUGCGCAGAAACCCUGCAAACGAUCUGUAUGUAAAAGGAUCUAAUCACUUUCAUUGCACAUUCCAUACCACUCAAUUUACGAAGAGCUCCAAUAUGAUCUUUGAAGUAUCUCUAUUUUCAUGGAAACAGUGUUCCACUAACGUUCAUACGUAGGUGAUCAAGAUCGAGGAGAUACCGCAAAGCUGGAUAACCAUGAAUACAACUUUACACCUGGGUUCUCUGGCAAAUAUUUCAACUGUCGCACUUCCAGAACUAGCCAGUCCGACUUCCGCGUGGUUUUCUGAAAAUGGCAAGUUUAUUACGACUGCUGAGUUUGUCGUAAGUGUACUGUUUUACUGCUGCGUGUUCCUCGCAAUCCUUGUGGGAAACGUGCUAGUAAUUUUAGCCUACGAGAGGAACUGGAGACUUCAAACUACCACAAACACUUUCAUAAUUGGUCUAGCUGUGUCGGAUCUAUUGGUUGGGUUCGUCUCAAUCCCCUUUUGGUUGUAUGUCUACAGCUGCCAUUACUUGGACGUUACACUACAUCCCGUUGGAUACGAAAUGUACAUCACAUUCGACGUGUUCAUCGGAUGUGCGUCGAUCUUUCAACUUACUGCCAUCAGUAUAGAGAGAUGCAUCGCCAUCGUCUGGCCGAUCAGACACCGAGCCCUUCGCGAAGGGAUCUUUCAUGCGAUGAUUCUUGCCGCGUGGGGUUGUUCUGCGGUCAUGGCUGGAUUGUACCCGGUCCAAUUGAAGCAUUGGGAAGGGGGCUACACGGCAUUUAUCUUCUCUACUUGCUUCAUUGGACCAUUAAUCGUCAUGUCUGUAGUUUAUUUCUUAAUCUAUGAGACAGCAAGGGACUCGAGGUCCAGGGUACACGCCGCAAGAGCAGCCCCCACAAUACACAGAGAAAUUCGUGUUGCGGGAACAGUGGCGCUUGUUACUGGAGUAUUUAUGAUCGCGUGGUUCCCAUUCUUUGUCGUCACUGUGGUUGCUACAUACGAUUUGGAGCGCUUACCCGAACCACCUGGACUCUUCCGACUUAUAGCCUUCGUCAAGGCCUUGCAUUACAUAAACUCGGCUCUAAAUCCAAUCCUGUAUGGCUGCCGGAAUCCAGAGAUGAGGAAGACUAUGCUCAAUGUAGUGCGCCAAUGCUAUCCGCUCAGAUCUCGUGAGCAGAGGUAUCCAUCUAGGCUGCAGGCGAUGCUAGAUCCUCGACGUACACGAGAGUUCUUACCCGGUACCUCGUUGGCAGUUCAGUGGCCUGACGAAAGACGAAGCACACCGAUCAUUGGCAACAACACUACUACAACGGUGGUUUCAUUCGUUAAUCGAGAUGGGUAUGUGGAGUCAAGGCCAACAAGCGUACAUCAAUAAAUUUUAUUAUUGAUCACUUUUUAAUGCAAUGCUCUCUCAUGAAAAUAUAUUUUUUAGAUGAACUUGCAUUCGUUGGUGCCGAUUAGCUGACGAUGCUGAAGAAUCCCCCAAAAAAAUUUUAUGCAGUGUUAGCGUGACAGUGUGUGAAAAUGUAAUUAACCCGUGGUAAAUCGAUAAGUUUAAUUUUGUUUAAUUCAACGUUAAAAUGCAAUGGAUAAAAAAUAAGAUAAUUACAUAUUAUGUUUGCAGUCAAUAUGGCAAAACUUUCCUCGCUUGAUUUGUAUUUUGAUCAGAGUUAAAAUGAUAAUUUUAAACUUUUGCCAAUAAUGUCUUCAAAGGAGCAGGUUCUCAUAAUCAGCAUCCAUAUGCGCUUGUACAUAAAUAAAGGACAUGAAAGUCA